AUGCCCGUUGUUUCUUUUGAAAUUGAUUGUACAUCAAAAUGCCGUUCAACAACACAUUAUCUCGAUUUAAUCUGUGUUGCUUCACAAUCGAUAUCGAUUCCAAUCAUACUCAAUUAUUUAUGUCGAUGUGGAAACUGCGCAAAAGGUCAUGAUAAAUAUGGUCGAACAUUAAUACAAGUAUGCUCGGCUUUAUCGGAUAAAUGGUCCAUAAUUGAUUGGCUAUUAAAACAAAAAAAAGUUGAUAUCAAUAUAAAAAAUUUAGAAUCAGGCUAUACUGCAUUACAUUAUAGUGUAUUCUAUGGGAGAAUCGAUAAUACUAUCAACCUUAUUAAAGCCGGUGCAAAUACAAGUCUAUUGGAUUAUGAUUACAUGACAUAUAUUGAUCAUGUUAUUCGUGAUACAUAUAUAGAAGCAUCAUCUGAAAUAUUAGAUAUUGAAACUUAUGAAGUUUACACAAUGGGUGAAAAUACAAAUGGAAGUUUAGGACAUAGUCAACCAACAGCUAAAAAAGUUCCUGAAUUAAUCGAUAUAUUUCGUCGUGAUUCAAUAUGUAUAAAAAAGGUUAAAAUGGAUAAGUAUCAUACAUUAUUUUUAUCAAAUACUGGAUCAGUCUAUUCAUGUGGUUUUGGUAUUGGUGGUCGCCUUGGGCAUGAUAAUGAAGAACCUGUUUUGAUUCCUAAAUUAAUUAUGGCUAUGGAAACAAUAAAAGAAACUGAACAAGAUCGUUGUAUUGAUAUUGCUGUUACACGUGAUUGUUCAUAUUUUCUUACUGAAAAAGGAUGUUUAUGGAGUUGUGGGCUAAAUAAUUAUCAUCAAUUAGGUCAUCCUGGUAUGGUUAAACUUUUAGUACCAGCAAAAAUACAAUUUCGUCAAAUAAAAGAUCGAAAUGUUACUCAUAUAGCUUGUGGUCGUUUUCAUGUAGCAUUAAUUGUUGAUGAUAGUCAAUUAUUUACAUUUGGUCUCAAUGCUGGACAUCUUGGUCAUCCGAAAGGAAAUGAUUUAUAUAUUCAACACCCAUUACUUGUUACCAAAUUUAAUAGUCAAUCUGAACAUGUUCAAAAACUUGUCUGUAAUGAUUAUACUAUUAUAUGUUAUACAAAUAAAGGAGAUAUCUAUGUUUUAAAUGAUUAUAAAUAUAGAAAAAUUGUUAAACAUGUAUUAAAUGUAACAGAAAUAGCUGUAGUAGGUGGAAAACUUGAAUCGAAUGGUGUACUUGAUGAAGAAAAUAUUGAUGAUGAUUUAAAAUUAUUUUAUGUACAAUCAAAAAAAUUAUAUCUCUAUCAUGAACGUGAACCAAAUAAUAAUCGAGCAAAGUUAUGCUUAUGGACAACAAAACAACGCCUGACUGUUGAACAAAUAGUUGCUGGUACAAAUGCUAUUAUUUUUUCAACAAAUACUGGACAAGCUUAUAGUGCGAGUCUGGACAAAUUAUUGAAUGUUAACAAAAGAAUUGAAUAUGAUUCCUCGUCUAAUUCAAUUUACGAUGAACGUGCUUAUCAAUAUUUAACUCCAUCACCUAUACCAUUACUACAUCGAUGUCGUGCAUUAACUACUGAUCGAACAGGACGCUCAUUGGUCGCUCUUCAGUAUCAUCCAACUACUCAUUUAUAUGCAUAUCCACGUCAACCAGAAUCUAGUUUUCACGAAAAUUUACGUGAUCUAUUGAACGAAGCUGAACAUAUUCAUGAUAUAAUUCUUGAAAUAAAUAAUAAUCAAACAUUUCCAGCUCAUAAAUAUAUUUUAUGUAUGCGUAGUUCAUAUUUUCGACAAUUAUUAGCUACAGCACAAAUCGAUAAAUUAACAAUUACUAAUGAUAUCAAUAGUUUUAUUGAUCCUGAAAUGUUUCAAUUGACUCUUGAAUACAUUUACACAGAUCGAUGUCCAUGGUUGAAUUUUAUGCACAAAAUCAAAACACGUAUUGAACACGAAUAUAACAUUUAUCUAGCACACAUGAAAAACAUAAAUGAUGAUAUUGAUGAUCAUCGAUAUUUUGCACGAGUUCGUCAACAAGCUACAAUGAAUUCAGGACAUCAUCAUCAUGUAAAACAUGAAUCAAAAUCUAAAAAGAAGAAAAAAACUGGUCGUAAUCUAUCACCAACGAAUGAAUUAGAUCUGGAACAACAAAGUGAUAUAGAAUUGAAUCAUGGAUUAGAACAAUUAAUAGAACUAGCUAAAUUAUUUCAAUUGCAGAGUCUUCGAAAAAGACUUGAAACAAUAAAACAAAGUCGACAGAGAGGUCCUAAUACAGUAGACGAAUCAAUAGGUCAAAUUAAACAACGUUAUUGCUAUACACGAGAAGCAUUACCUGAAUUACAUGAUGUUACAAUUAUAGCUGAAGAUGGAAAAAAGAUUUCAUGUCAUAAAUGUAUUUUAACAAGUCGUCUUGAUUAUUUUCGUAGUAUGUUUCUGGCUGAUUGGAUGGAAAGUCAAAACAAUUGCGAAUUAAAAAUGGCAAUACCAUUUGAUUUAUUAGAAAUUAUUAUCGAUUACUUGUAUACGGAUAAUAUUUCGAAUAAAUUUAAUAUUGAAUAUUUGUGUCAAAUUCUGGUUCUAUCAGAUCAAUUGCUAAUCGAACGACUCAAACAAAUUUGUGAAUUUCAUAUAGCAAAUUUAGUUACAUUUCGUGAUGCUGUUGAACUUCUUCAAUUUUCUCUUACAUACAAUGCUGAACAAUUGAAAGUAUUUGUUCAACAAUUUAUUUGUCGUAAUAUGGCUACGUUUCUUGAAGCACAUUUACUCGAUAAUCUUGAUAGUCAAUUAUUAUGUGAUUUAACCAAAUCGUAUCGAAAUUUACUUGAUUGUAUGAAUUAUCGAAUGAUAACACCCUAUAACGAUUGUCCAUCAUUAGAUGAUCUCUUGAUUGAUAUUGAGCUAUUAGAAAAUUUAUCCAUCGAUGAUAUUGAUGAAGCAACAACUGUAAUAAAAAAACAACCAUCUCAACAGAAAAGAAAACAACUAAACAAGUUACGUACAUCUGAAUCGGAAAAUAUUAAUAAAUCAUCACCAACAACAUCCAUUGAAAGUUCUCCUAUUGUGACAACAUCUGUUCGUCGGAAAACAUCGGAAGAAGAAAAAUGGACUCCAGUAUCAUCGAAAAAAACAUCAAAAAAUAGUAAAAAUGUACCAACACCAAGUACAUCGAAUAAUGCUGCAGCAGUAAGUCUAAUUCGACCAAUGAUUCCUGGCGCUGUUUAUUCUCAAAAAGAAGCGGAUAAAUUAGCUGCAAUAAAAAGAGCAGCUGACCAAGAAAUAAAUGCUAAUAAAUCAAUAAUAACGCCUAUAUCAGUAGAGCAAACAGCUAAAUCAUCAAUAAAUACAAAGGAUGAAUCUUCCUUGAAAAACCCUUGGAGAACAACGAAUGUUCUUUCACCAGUAUCACUGAAAGCGAUACUGUCAGCAGAAAAAGAAAUAAAUGUGCCAAAAACAACAAUGACAAAAUCAGUACCAACAACCCCAUCAACUCGUUCAUUGCCUAUUGUACAACCAUCACCACCUCAACAUGAAAAUAUUAAGCCAUGGUCAACAUUAUCAAUAUCACCAUCAUCACCGUCAUCGUCACUCUAUACAAAUAUGACUAUUGCUUCAUCACCACCACCAGCUACACCAAUGUCAUUUAAACAUAUUCAAGAUCAAGAAGCUCGAGCACAUGAAGCUCUUCGACAAAUCAGUAAUAAGUCACUUGAAAAAAUUCAGACAGAAGAAUUGGCUAUUCAAGCAUUGCAUCGUUUAUAUAAUUCAGAUCAAGAAUUCGAUAUGUUAAUUACUAUCGAACGUGUUUUACCGGAAAUAGCGAAUCCGAUAUGGCCUCGAACACAGGCAACAGCAGCAACAUCAUUGUCAUCACCGAAUAUUGUUUUGAUUACUCAGAGAAAAGGACAAAAAUGA
Molecule: messenger RNA, 3885 nt
Organism: Rotaria socialis
Lineage: Eukaryota; Metazoa; Rotifera; Eurotatoria; Philodinida; Philodinidae
Source: the annotation of a GenBank genome assembly